GUAAAUCCGUAUCUCCAUUCUUUGUGAGAGCGCCCAAACUGCUCUUUUAAGGCUAUCGCCCCUCUGUUUGGAUUCCCAUCUUCCAUUCCCACUCUUCUUCAAUUCCUCUCCAUUCCCAUCCCUAAUUGAGAACUACAUGGCAACAGUGCUUAAAGAAGAGGCGUUUGAGAAGGAGGAGAGUCUGAAGGUUGCUGAGAUGGAAAAGAUGGUUAAGGGAGAGAAGGCUGAGGAGGGGAAGGAGGAGAAGGCAGUGGAGGAGGUGAGGGCAAAGCUGGAGCAGCACAAAGUGGAGGAGGCCAAAGUGGUGGUCGAGGGAGAUCAGAAAGCCAAAGGCAAGGAGGAAGUGGGGGAGAAUGUUAAGAUGGAUAUCGAACCCAAGACCGGAGUCUCCUUCCCAGUGAAGCUGGGAGAUGGGCAGCAGCUGAACGCAGUGGGUUGUAGGAAGAAGAAGAUCCUAGGCCUCGGUGUCAAUAUCUAUGCCUUUGGUAUAUAUGCCGAUAAUGCUAUGCUGAAGGAGCUUCUUAAAACAAAGUUUAGCAAGAAUCCAGAAAAUCCUACCAAAGAAUUGUACGAGGCAGUGAUUGACAGCGAUAUCUCAAUGACGGUCAGGUUGGUAUUAGUCUUUAGAGGCCUCACCAUGAGCCUCGUGAAAAAGAACAUGGAUGAUGGCCUUGCGGCAUCAAUUAAGAAGCUUACUGGUGGUCAAAAGAAUGAGGCUCUCACUAACAAGAUCAUGGCUGAUGCAGAUAAUAGAAUCAAGCUACCCCCGGGGUCGGUUAUCGAGAUAACAAGGCUACCUGGAUAUGUUCUCCAAACAAAAGUGAGGGAUGAGUUAGUUAGCAAGGUGGAGAGUGAGCUGCUGUGCAGAGCCUACUUUCAUAUGUAUUUGGGAGAUGAUCCAUUUGACAUGGAGGCUAAAGAAAGAUUUGGAAAAUCCAUGCUCUCUCUUUUCUGAGAUCCGGUUAGAUGUUCUAUCUGAAGAGAGAACAGAGAAAUAAGUUCUUAUGUUAUUCUCUCAGAAUUACUGGUCCCUGGUGGUGAAGGGGCUAUAAUAAUUCGAACAUUGUCGAAUGUGGCAUCCUAAUUCAGAGAAUAAUUUCACUUCGCGCAUGUCCUACUUGGUACUUGCAAGUAUAGGAAAAUAAGAUAGAGAACCUAAGGUGCCUUUCUCCUACUACAAGGACAAGUUAUUUAUGUAAGUAAAAUUAAAGGAAACAGCGCCUGUUGUGCCAGCAUAGAAAAUCAUGGCUUGGAAAAUGAAGAUUGUUGCAGAAAAAUCUACUAUAUUUUCA
Molecule: messenger RNA, 1292 nt
Organism: Elaeis guineensis (African oil palm)
Lineage: Eukaryota; Viridiplantae; Streptophyta; Magnoliopsida; Arecales; Arecaceae
Product: chalcone isomerase-like protein 1
Biological process (GO): fatty acid metabolic process
Cellular component (GO): chloroplast stroma
Molecular function (GO): intramolecular lyase activity; fatty acid binding
Source: RefSeq, a predicted model, not a curated record